AUGGCACCGAAACGCAGCUUCGACGAAAUGUUCAACACAAAUGAAUGCCAAACUGACUUGACCAAGAACUUGCUUGACACCACCAUAUUGCUGCCUACACUCCUUCAGCUAAGUCCCAGUACGAAGGCCUCAAAGCGCACCUUCGAGGAAAUGUUCAGCUUUGGUGCUUGUGAAAUUGACUUCACCGAGAACCUCCCUGACACCACCGCCUUCCUGGCUAUUCCCGAGCCAAUGGAUAAACUAGUGGCGACCUACAAGAAAAUAGAUAAACUCGCCGAGCUUGUCAGAGAAGGCAAGAGCCUUGCAAUCCACACCAAUUACGCAAAAGCUCAACAGAAAGAGUGCGACGCUAUCACCGAGGCAAAGAGCAAAAUGCUUCCUCUUGAGAUCGAGCAGUUCAACGCCUGGUUUUCCGGUGCUGCUAUGCCCAAUAUCGACUGGGAGCAAAACCAAAAAGUUAUUAGGCUUUCCGAGGAUGAAGAAGCUCACUUCAACCAGCAAGUUCGUGCAAUCCGAGAAAUCUACCACGACCCGAACAUCACUCGCGAGAACGCAUACUGGUUCGUGUCCAAUUUCGGAUACAUGCUUCCUCUUAUCGAGGCAGUUGCGAUAGUAAGGGUUAUCCAGCGGAAGUAUCUCCAUGAGCGAGAAGGUAUCACGGAGAUGGAGUUUGCAGAAUUGCAAACAGCUCGCAGUAUAAUCAAGAUUACCAUGGACACAUUGCAGAAAAGACAACGCCGGGUGGAACUGGAUGAUACCCUACGGGAGAAACAGCCGGGAUUGGAAAUGGUGACGGUCUUCACUAGCGAAGCCUGUGGGACUAUUCAGUUCCGUGCCAACGUGAUCCAUAAAAAGGCCAUGGAAUACAAGGAGGGGUUAGAAUGUAGAGGAUUUUCGAGGGCUAAGGAAUAG
Messenger RNA from Penicillium concentricum, 912 nucleotides. RefSeq lists its product as uncharacterized. The record is from RefSeq and is a predicted model, not a curated record. The transcript has a single exon. The coding region runs from base 1 to 912 and encodes 303 amino acids. NCBI's taxonomy places the organism in Eukaryota, Fungi, Ascomycota, Eurotiomycetes, Eurotiales, Aspergillaceae.